AUGUGGCCUGUUCAGAAAAGCCCAGCAGUUGCAUCCCGUGGAUCGAUCGCUACGCCGACGGUUGUGAGUGUGGCCGUUCUUUUUCCUUUGGCGGCGUUUGGUACCGUAGAAGCCAUUCUCCAUUUGAAAAAAUAUUUUGGUCGAACUCUGAGAAAACUCAUCUCCAUUGUGGACCCUGUGGUACCCUCCGCCGAGGUUAUAGCCGAUACCCUGUCCAGCGAAAUACCCAUUGAGGAUUUGGAGCAGCAUGUUCAAGAGGAAGCAUCCAAUCCAGUGAUUGACGGUGCCGAAAAAUGCAUUCAUUGGUUCGAUCCUAACUGCAAGCAAAAAACUCCCAUUUGUGUGGUCUUCUUUCACGGUUGGAGUGCAUGCCGCCAAGAAGGAAGACCCGUGAUUGGAAGAAUAGCCAAGCAUUUGCAAGCCAAUUUGUAUUGUGGUCGACUGCCCGGCCAUGGACGACAAGGCACCACCAAGCCAGGAUGGAGUAGUAAUUCCAAAAUGGCCCCAGAUGGACAAGCUCUUAUGAAUGAAGCCAAACCAAGAGAAUUGUUCAUGUCCGCAUUAGAUUCUCUGCGGGUGGGACUGUCCUUGGGAGAUCGUGUUGUUUUGGCGGGCAUCUCAACAGGCGGAGCCCUGGCAACAUGGCUUGCCUCCCUGUUGCUCAGCGACCAUGAUGGUGCUUCUGAGAAGGAACAAAAGACAUUGGAACCACUACGAGAAAAGAUUGCGUCCCUGAUCCUGAUCUCUCCUGCCUAUGCUCUCAGUCAUCCAUUGUACCCCGUUCUCAAGCACAGUUUUGCUGCCAUGCGGGUACUCCCGGGUAGGCUUAGCCAUAUUGCACGGACCAAAUUGAUACAGGCUGCGAUUGGUGCCGAGCGUAACAUUCCAGUUGUCAAUGACGAUCAUUAUCGAUUCUCUACUCUGCAGUAUCCAUCUGCGGCACUGCUGCAUUUGCUGGAUGUCUUGUAUGAGCUCGAAAUCGUCAAUCAUGCGUCCAUCACUAUCCCCACUCUCAUGAUUGGCAAUCCGCAAGAUCCGGUGGUCAAUUUUCGAGUCAAGGCCACCAAUGCCUUUUUGAAGUUUGGCGAUGCUCCCAACAAGGUUUUGUAUUGUCUUACAAGAGGGGAACAUCAACACAUCAUGUCCUGCGAGUACCAGUCCCCUUCCACCGUGGAUGAAGUGACAGAAGUGAUUCGUCUCUUUCUCAACACCAACAGUUUGGCGCCACCUCCUCCAGAGACUCCAUAUCAAGACUAUGAAGUGACAUUGGAAAACGGACAGCUGGAUGGAAAACGAUACAUGAUAGACCUGGAAUUGGAACGAACGAACGAGGAUGACAACAGCGCCGCAAGACGGCACAGUGCCGGUCUCGGAAACUUUUCGUCGUUUCCGAGUUUUGGAGAGCUGUCCAGACCACUGGAGUUCUAG
Molecule: messenger RNA, 1428 nt
Organism: Seminavis robusta
Lineage: Eukaryota; Bacillariophyta; Bacillariophyceae; Naviculales; Naviculaceae
Source: the annotation of a GenBank genome assembly